AUGGCGCUCCCACCCGAGCAAAUCAACAUCAAGCGUCGACGCGAGGAGGAACCCGUCGAGACACUAUUCAUUCAAUCCGCUGUGCAUCAGACCAAGCGGCGCUUUACGGACUUUAUCUUCCAGAGAGUCACACUAAAAGCCAGCCAGGUCGAUGAUGGAACAACAAGUCCACCAGCAUCACCGCACCCAGCGGCGCAGCGGCUCCUUCGUAGUCCCCGCUCUGUCAGCAGUCUGCAUGUGAAAAGACGAGCACCAGCGUCCUCUACAGGCGUACCCACAGUGCGAGCCACCUCACCAGGGGCUGAAUUCCGCGAAGCGCAGCGGGUGGCAACAGCGCGCAAAGAAGCAGAAGAGAGGCAUAGAAAUGCAAUUUAUUCAGGCCCUUCACCAUUCUCAGACCUUCCAGCUCUUCCCAAGCCUGACUCGAAUGCAUCUACUGCAUCCAGACCGCGCAGCCCUGCUAGAGCAUCAUCGCCUAGCCGCGCACAGGCUCUGCGUCGGUUCCAGAUCUCGCGCUCAAAUCUUGCUUCCCUUCAUAGUACCGGUGGUGGAGUCCAGAAGAGAAGAGCGGGCCCCGCGCCUGGCGUUGCUGUGCUGGUCGAGCAACUUCAGCGAAACCCCCAUUCGCGCAAGGGCUCUAUGGUCUCUGAUAUGAUUGCUGAGGGGGAGACGCAUUCCAGGGGUCUUUCUGCUUUGUCCAAGGAGCUCGUUGCAGACCCGGUGGCUUCAUCGCCUACCAAGCCUCGCAAACGCCCUGUUGUCAAUCAGGCAGAGAAACGGUGGCGUGAACAACGCAGGGGCACAAUAUCAACCGCGAAGCAGAAUCUCUCUGAUUCGCUGGAGAAAUCUGCCAGUACACAGGAUAAAAAUUGGGAUGAAGAACCUGAGCGUUUGGCACGGGAGUUCGAGCAGGUCGCGCUGGAGAUAGAGCAAGAUCAAGAGGAGGAGAAUGGUAUGGAUGUUGAUUCUCAGGCUGGUCGUAACCCUCCUGCGCCGGUGCCUCAUCCUCAGCCCAUCUUGAGCUCUGGUCCCAAGACACCUCUGAAGCACCAGCCACGUCUGCCAAAAGAGCCCCGAAUCGCUCCCUCGCCUGCAGCUUCGCAGGUUACAAAGAGUGACGAGGCUGUGGAGGAAGAUGAUGAGGGUGACUAUGUCUAUGAUGUGUACAUCCGACGACCUUUGUCGGAAAGCGAGAUGCUCAAAAAUCCUUUGGCCGAAUACGAAUCCGAGCAGCAGCAAAAGAGUGUCACGAAGAGUCAACCGGGUGUUGGUGUCAUUGUCAUCACUGCUGAGGAUGAGCAGUACUGGGAGGACUUCGUUGAGGACGAUGAGGAGGAAUGGGACAGUGAAGAUGCUGACUCUAAUGCUGAAAACAACCCUGCAAACGACUAUCCCGACGAGGAGAUUUCAUCUGACGACGACGACGACGACGACGACGAGUUCGACUUUGAUGAUUCUGCGAGUGAGGAUGGUGGAGAUGGGUACAUGUCGCGCUGGCGUGGGCCUGUAGACUCUGACGAUGAGUACUGA
This is a messenger RNA of Penicillium salamii, 1530 nucleotides long. The record is from the annotation of a GenBank genome assembly. Lineage: Eukaryota; Fungi; Ascomycota; Eurotiomycetes; Eurotiales; Aspergillaceae.